Molecule: messenger RNA, 1682 nt
Organism: Anguilla anguilla (European eel)
Lineage: Eukaryota; Metazoa; Chordata; Actinopteri; Anguilliformes; Anguillidae
Product: zinc finger protein 174-like
Exons: 2
Coding region: 133-1188 (351 amino acids)
Molecular function (GO): zinc ion binding; nucleic acid binding
Source: RefSeq, a predicted model, not a curated record
AAAAGACGCAGUCGCGUCCUGAAAAAGAACUUGUCUCUCUCUCAUCUCUCAAACGAGCGGUAGCACUCAGUUUGCUACAGUGGUGGCCCGUGCGGGGAGACGGCAGGAAGAGAGAGAGAGAGAAGGUCAGAGAUGGACCCAAACCGGAGCGAGACGGCGCAGCCUCUCGUAGCGCUGGCGAGGAUGCUGGAGGGGAUGGCCCAGAUGCAGGAGCGGCAGGCGGCCGUACACGCAGAGCAGAUGGAGGCUCUGCGUGCACAAGCCUCCCUCCAGACCCAGGCGCUGCGACAGCUGGCUGCCGCCGGGGAAACCAGCUCCCGGGACCCGCCGUCCCGAUCCCCUCUCCGGAUCCACAUACCAAAAAUGACCGCCGAAGAUGACAUCCAGGCCUUCGUGGAAAGUUUUGAGGUGGCAGCGGAGGCGUGUCAGUGGCCCCACGAGGAGUGGGUUGUACACCUCCUGCCCCUUUUAACUGGGGAAGCCCAGCAGGCGGCGCAUGGACUGCCGCCCGGAGCCCGGGCGGAUUACAAGAUUGUGAAGAGGGCGAUCCUGGACCGACUGGGCUGCAGCACGGAGGAUUACCGGCGCCGGUUCCGGACGGCGAAACUGGUGGCGGAGGACCGUCCCUUCGCAUACGCCCAAAGGCUAACCCACAUGGCCCGGCGUUGGCUGCAACCAGAGACCCGGUCCGCCGGGGGCGUGGUGGAGCAGGUUAUACUGGAACAGUUCCUGGAAGGGUUGCCGGAGGGAACGGCCAAUUGGGUGCGCUGCCAUCGCCCGACCAACCUAGAGGGGGCGGUUACCCUGGCGGAAGACCACCUAGUGCUAUACCCCAGCGCCCAGCAGCAAGCACGGCCGGAACCGGCGCCUAGGAGGAGACCCCCUCCUCGUGCUGGCCCCUUCCCUGUCCCCCGGGCUCUGCCCCCUCCCUUGCCUCAAACUAAUCCCCCCUUUUUUCCGAUUCCCUCUCCAGGUCCAGGCUCAGUGGCGGGGGGCUCCGGCUCGCAGAGGGCGCCUCAGACGCUCGGACCGGGGUGUUGGCGGUGCGGACAGCUGGGUCACCUGCGCCGCGAUUGUCCACUUAUGGAAGUGGGGCAGGUGGUCCGGGUGGUCGGGCCGCCCACUUCCGCUCCCGAUCAGGAGGGAGCGUACUGCAUCCCGGGACAGGUUGUAUCGAGUGUGUCGUGACGCUCAGACCGGUGAAGAAACGACCCAGUUGUUGGUACCCAGAAACCGCCGGGAAAUGGUUUUCCAGGCGGCUCAUUACAACCCCAUGGCGGGGCACUUAGGGUAUGAUAAGUCACUACACCGAAUAAUGGCUCGGUUUUACUGGCCGGGCAUUUGGGCGGACGUACGUCGGUGGUGUGCGUCCUGUCCCGAAUGUCAAUUAGUGAACCCCCCGGCCACCCCAAAAGCGCCGUUGCGCCCACUACCCUUAAUAGAGGUUCCCUUUGACCGAAUUGCUAUGGACCUCAUCGGGCCAUUUGAACGGAGCACCCAGGGAUACCGUUUCGUGUUGGUCUUGGUGGAUUAUGCGACCCGGUAUCCCGAAGCAGUGCCGUUGCGCAAUAUUUCAGCUAAGAGUGUUGCGCAAGCUCUGUUUCAAAUUAUCUCCCGGGUCGGAAUCCCGAAAGAGAUUCUGACUGAUCAGGGCACUUCGUUUAUGUCACGUACACUAAAUG